CAAGAGAAAAUUCUCUCAGCCCCAGUUCAGGGCUGCACACGGAUUAAGCUUUGCAGUAAUCUUGUGACUGCAAUAUUCAGUCUGCACACAGUUUAAGGACAACAUUUCAGUUAUACGGGUGUCGACGGUUGACGGACGGUGUGUCUGAAGCUUGGUGCUGAUGCAACCAUCAUAGUGACAACAGCCAAUCACAUUACUUUCCAGUGUUGCAUGAAUGCCGUUGGCUAGCAUCUGCGUUAGGGCUUUAAAGAUCAACAUGGAGAAAAUCAUCCUACAAUUCCCUCUAAUAUUGCUGGUGCUGCAUAUACAAGGAGGACAGUUCUCUGACAAUCCAGUUCUUUUGAUUGCUCCACAGCCGGAAGUCGUGGACUUCAACAACACAAUCUAUGCCACUUGUGAAGUAACUCCCGUGCCCAAUUUGCCACCUAGCCAGCCAGAGAUCUUUGGGCAAGUCCUCUUCAAGCAGCUCUUCCCCAAUGGAACUUUAGAAGUGAAAAUCAACCUCCGUGGUUUGCCUGCCAUCGAUAAUCAAGUUCGUGCCAUCCACAUCCAUCAGUAUGGAGACCUCAGUCAAGGCUGCGUCACUGUUGGUCCUCAUUAUAACCCAAAGAGCGUUGACCACCCUGGUCAUCCUGGAGAUCUGGGCAACUUUGCUUCCAAACAAGGAGUUAUAAGGCAAUUCCUGAAGCUCCCAGGGGCCAAGCUCUUUGGAGCUCAAUCCAUUCUGGGACGUGCGGCGGUGGUUCAUGAGAAGGAGGAUGAUCUGGGAAUGGGGUCAGAUGAGGAGAGUAAACGCAGUGGGAAUGCUGGAAAGAGAAUUGCUGGCUGUGUGAUUGGCAUUACUACUCCAAGUCUGUGGCAGAAGACUGAACCCGGGGAAGAUGUGGAGGAGGGAACUGAAAGUCAAAGAUGAGAGAGUCGGAUGUGGUAGAAGGGCAGAUACACUAUGCUGCAGAAGAAAGGAUUUGUUGUGUCUUAGAAUGAUACUUGACACUUACAUUUAGGAACUAGAUGAUUUACCUUGUAUAUUCUUUUUCUGUGUCCUACAAUAUAAAGUAAUAUUUAAAAAUA
Megalobrama amblycephala (Wuchang bream) is the source of this 1071-nucleotide messenger RNA. RefSeq names its product extracellular superoxide dismutase [Cu-Zn]-like. The transcript has 3 exons. Bases 215 to 913 code for a protein of 232 amino acids. Gene Ontology annotation, molecular function: superoxide dismutase activity; copper ion binding. Gene Ontology annotation, biological process: removal of superoxide radicals. The record is from RefSeq and is a predicted model, not a curated record. Lineage: Eukaryota; Metazoa; Chordata; Actinopteri; Cypriniformes; Xenocyprididae.